AUGUCUCUGAAGGCUGGGGAAAAGGCAGCCUUGCUGAUGGUAGCCUGGAUUCAAGCUGUGCUCUGUUGCUGCUCAGCCUACUCCAGUGCGGGUCCACAAGGCAGUGAAGGGCCUCUGCAGCUGGGCAAACUGGUGCCCCCAGAGGCCACUUCUCUUGUGCAAUCCAAAGAGAGCAACCUGGGUGAGCCAGAAUUGCCCCCUGACUCUGAACCCGUGGGUAUGGACAACAGCUACCUCAGUGUGAAGGAGACAGGGGCCAAGGGGCCCCAGGACCGGGCUAGUGCUGACAUCCCAAGUCCCCUGGAAAAGACUGACUCGGAGAGCAACAAAGGCAAGAAGCGGCGGAACCGCACCACCUUCACCAGCUACCAGCUGGAGGAGCUGGAGAAAGUCUUCCAGAAGACACACUACCCUGAUGUGUAUGCACGAGAGCAGCUGGCUAUGAGGACCGAUCUCACGGAGGCCCGUGUGCAGGUUUGGUUCCAGAACCGGAGGGCCAAGUGGCGGAAGAGGGAGCGCUUUGGGCAGAUGCAACAGGUCCGGACCCACUUCUCUACGGCCUAUGAACUGCCCCUCCUCACUCGAGCAGAGAACUAUGCCCAGAUUCAGAACCCGUCCUGGAUUGGCAACAAUGGGGCUGCCUCACCAGUGCCAGCCUGUGUGGUCCCCUGUGACCCAGUGCCUGCCUGCAUGUCCCCUCAUGCUCAUCCUCCUGGCUCUGGGGCCAGCAGCGUCUCCGACUUCUUGAGUGUCUCUGGGGCUGGCAGCCACGUGGGCCAGACACACAUGGGCAGCCUGUUUGGAGCAGCUGGCCUCAGUCCAGGCCUCAAUGGCUAUGAGAUGAAUGGCGAACCAGACCGCAAGACCUCGAGCAUCGCUGCACUGCGCAUGAAGGCCAAGGAGCACAGUGCAGCCAUCUCUUGGGCCACAUGA
Molecule: messenger RNA, 933 nt
Organism: Cricetulus griseus (Chinese hamster)
Lineage: Eukaryota; Metazoa; Chordata; Mammalia; Rodentia; Cricetidae
Source: RefSeq, a predicted model, not a curated record